Aspergillus luchuensis is the source of this 471-nucleotide messenger RNA. RefSeq lists its product as uncharacterized. NCBI's taxonomy places the organism in Eukaryota, Fungi, Ascomycota, Eurotiomycetes, Eurotiales, Aspergillaceae. The transcript has 2 exons. The coding region runs from base 1 to 471 and encodes 156 amino acids. The record is from RefSeq and is a predicted model, not a curated record.
AUGCCUCCUCCCUCGGAUCAACGUCAUAAUGUCGACCCCCCGGAGGAGAUCACCUCCGAGGCCGUCCGCGGCUUCUUGACCGGUGCUUUUCGGUUCGGCUCCGUCUCCAUCCUGGCGCAUAUGAUUAUGAUCCUCCCUCAUCCUUUCAAGUUCUCGUCGCCCUCGUCGGCCCCCGUCCCAUCGCAGUCCCCGUCGCAACCUCCGCCCAAGCAAUCGCCCUUUUCGAAGGAGUUCAUUCGCUCGCGACUCUUCUAUCGCCCGUUAGAGGGCUUCUCUGAGUGGCUGUCCCCCGCUUCGAAGAUCUACCGCGGCUUGACGCCUCAAUUCAAAGUGUUUCUCCAUAUCGGGGCCAUGACGCUGGGUGGAUGUAUCUGGGCGGAGCGCCGAGUCGAUGAAUACAUUAAGUAUAUUCGCAAGGUCAAACGGCUCGAAAAACUACAAGCAGAGAGAGCCGCGCGGGGACUGGAGUAA